AUUGACAACAUCAAAACAAAUGUGUCAGUAAAAUUCGGUCUUAGUUCUGUGAGGGUAGUUGGAGACCGUAUUUAUCUGGUGCAAAAGCUGUCAAAGUAAUAUUUCCAAAUCAAUAUUCUGCAAUAAUGUUGUUUUAAGAUGUCCCUCCUACUUUAUAUUGCAUUUGUGGGACUUCUUAUGGGUGUGGGGGCCAACUUGAAAAUGUUUCAUGCUGAUAAGUUACUUAGACCUUACCCACCCCUGCUGUACACACAAGAUGCCCCAAUAGUACUGGUGUUUUUCUGUUUACUCAGCUGUUGAGUAAAAACAGUAAAUGUUUAGUGUUUAAAUGGAUUCGAAGGAAAAUGAUAUUGUGGCCUUAAUUGCCAAAGCCAUUGCUGAAGCCUCGGAUACAGACAGUAACUGUGAAGUGUUGCUGGCCGGAAAACAGUAUCCAUCGAUCCAGGAAUUUGCAUCUGCCAUUCCCAACCAACUUCUGCUGGGAUCUCUACUGGAACACUUGUGCUUUGUCUAUGAGAGUGAUCCCACACGGUCACGCAUGCUGUUUAAAGUGAUAGGCCAGCGGUUAGCGGCUAUGAACCUCCUGUCCCCACUGGCGAUCAGUGAUGAGUUCAGCACGGUCCGAUUACAGCAUAACAGGGCGUUCACAGAGCUCCUGCACGCCACAAGCUCAUCCCUUUUUCCCCAGGAACAUAGGUACUUGAGUACUGAAAGCCAAAGCAAAAGAUCCAAAGAUACUCUUUUCCAAGCACAGACAUCCCGGUACCUUAGUGAAUUUGAAGAAAUAGCAACACUGGGUAAAGGAUCCUAUGGCAAAGUGUUUAGGGUCACAAACAAGCUUGAUGGUCAGGAAUAUGCAGUGAAAAAAAUUCUAAUCAAGAAAGUCACACGAGAUGACUGUAUGAAGGUUCUUAGAGAGGUUAAAGUGCUCUCCAGCCUUCAACAUCCCAAUAUUGUUGGAUAUCACACUGCAUGGAUGGAACACGUUCAGCCUGCCGUGAAAGAUUCCAACUCCCUUGUUUCGCAAACACUUCCAGCAUUAGAUAAACCCUCAGAACGAGAUGGGUGCACUCAAGAACACACCAACAGCAGCAAUGGAUCUUUCAUUGUUUUUGAACAUUCUGAACGAGCAGAAGUGAAAGAAAAUAAGGUUGCACUAGAGAGCAUCUCGGUAAAACCCUCAACUUCAAAAGUAGACACGGGACAGUCUGUUUGCCCUAAAAAUGUCCGCAAGCCACAGAAUUUUGUUCCAUGUGUGUUUCUGGGAAAACCUCGCUCUACGUUAAACAAAUGCCCUGCUGCUAAUUGGGACAGCUCAACACUCUCAGAGGAUGACCUCAGUCAGAACAGACUGGAACUGAACAAUAACUCUUACAUUGACAUGGAUACACCUGAAUGGUCUGAAAAGCUGGAGAACAAGGUUCAGUUCCAUUUGAUGCUUUAUAUACAAAUGCAGCUGUGUGAACGAUCUUUGAAAGACUGGAUACAAGAGAGAAAUUCAAGGACCACGGAGGGACUCUCGAUGUCAGGAGAUCCCUGUGAUUCAGGUGACUGUGAACAGGCAUUAAAGAUUUUAAAGAAAAUACUUGAAGGAGUGGAAUACAUUCAUUCCUGUGGUAUUAUGCACAGAGACCUAAAGCCAAGAAAUAUUUUCCUUCUUGGACAUGAGUGUCAUGUGAAGAUAGGGGAUUUUGGAUUGGCUUGCCAAAAUAUUAUAAUGGAUGAACAUGAGCAGUUGCCCUCCAGUUCCCAAACAGGUGUAAACCCAGAUGCUACUCACACCAGUGGAGUGGGAACGUUUGUUUACGCUGCCCCAGAGCAGCUUGAGGGCUCUCGCUAUGAUUCAAAGUCAGAUAUGUUCAGUAUAGGAGUGAUUGCCUUUGAGUUAUUCCAGCCAUUUGGGACCGAGAUGGAGCGUGUUCACACACUUGGAGAACUACGACAGGGCAAAAUCCCUAACACACUUUCCACAAACUGGCCACUUUUGGCCAAGUAUAUUAAACUACUGACCUCCCCUGAUCCCUCAAUGCGACCAAGUGCACCUCAGUUACUUCAGAGUGACCUCUUCAGCACCAGUGACAUGGUGAUCCACAGUUUAAAGCGCAAGAUUGAUGAACAAGAAGAAGAAAUUGUUCAACUCAGGAGACGGAUCAGUGAGCUACAGAUCUCUCAGAAUUCAAUACACAAUCCAGGAAAAACGUAAUAAUAAUAAUUCUUUUGGACUGCCACAAGUUCUCAGUAUUUGUACAUUGUCAAUUGUUGUUUGAAAAUGGCUGUAUGUGUGAGCGCAACUCUGCUUGUAUGUAUAUAAAUGAGUGAUAUAUUUAAUUUAAGGAAUGAUCUGUUAAGUAAAACCCCAUAACAAUGUUG
Messenger RNA from Danio aesculapii, 2370 nucleotides. RefSeq names its product eukaryotic translation initiation factor 2-alpha kinase 1 (gene eif2ak1). Lineage: Eukaryota; Metazoa; Chordata; Actinopteri; Cypriniformes; Danionidae. Gene Ontology annotation, molecular function: protein kinase activity; ATP binding. Bases 329 to 2203 code for a protein of 624 amino acids. The transcript has 15 exons. Gene Ontology annotation, biological process: protein phosphorylation. The record is from RefSeq and is a predicted model, not a curated record.